UUCACUCGGCGUCCCGACCGCUAUCAGUAUGCUCGGACAGUGCGACAUCAUUCUUCUGGUCUCCUGCGUGUUGUCGGCGGGCUUCGCUGCCAACAGGGACACCGUCGGCCCGUUCUCCAAAGCCUCGAGCGGAAAGUGCGCGCCUAAGCCCAAUUCGUACGGCAUCGGAAACCGGGCGACCUGCACAUUCACCCGGGUGCUGGACAUCGACUCCCACAGGAUGCCGCCGGAAAUACCCAGCGUCAAGUGCAAGUGUCCCGGAAACCUGUGCAGCCCCACGGGUGACUUCCGGUGCCAGGAAGUGAAGGAAAAGAUCAGGGUGUCCUACCCGCGCUGGAGAGACGGUUCGUGGUGGUCGGUGCAAAACAAGACCUUAGACGUGACCACGGCCUGUAUUUGUGCCAUGAGCCAAGCUGUAGAGGCGUAUGACGACACCGACAGAACGUUGGACGUGAUGUACAACGGAGUUCGUUGAUGUCGGGGAGGUAACAACGGCAUUAGGCACGUCCCCCUCUCUCUCGCUAUUUUUCCAUAGUGAUGGACAGUAUCCGCAUGUACAGCCAGGUGUUUGUUACUGGCUACACGUGUGAACGUUGUUACGGGCACCGUCAUCGACGUGCGCUGUGUGGCUCGCGUUGUUUGGCAUUUGGUGUACUAGCUUUUUGACUGUGGUUUAUAGAAUUCCGCUGAGCUGCGGAAAACUGUAGAUAGGCCAGACAGACUGGUGUCUUAAUGACGUAGUCGGAGAGGGUUGUUUCAUUGAAUAUACCCUCCCCGACAGAAUGGGGGAGGGUAUAUGCUUUCUUCAAAUCAAUUUAUUUUCUUGACAAGUCAGAGGGAGAGGAGGUCUAAAAGCUUAUGCGCC
Molecule: messenger RNA, 865 nt
Organism: Rhipicephalus sanguineus (brown dog tick)
Lineage: Eukaryota; Metazoa; Arthropoda; Arachnida; Ixodida; Ixodidae
Exons: 1
Coding region: 29-475 (148 amino acids)
Cellular component (GO): extracellular region
Molecular function (GO): cytokine activity
Source: RefSeq, a predicted model, not a curated record